CUCAGAUUCCUCCCGGCGGAAAUUAGUGACGGACCUGUUCGGUCACGUUGAAGCUUCUCGAUAUUAAAUAAUAAUAAUAAUAAUGUUUUGUAAGAAAUUUCUACGGCUUAAUAACUUUGUAUUUAAAUACAGGUUCAAAUGGCUGAAAUCUGUUGUAAAAUAUCCAACAAAUGAAGGUCUGAGUCGUUCCCACGGCAGCUGGAUGGGACAUAAACAACACACACACACUAUGAGCAACACGACAUGCGUUCCAUCCUACAGUGUCCGACUCCUUUCUUCCAGCACUCUGGACCCUGCUGAGAUCAGAAAGUUCCAGGUUCUGGCCAAUAAAUGGUGGGAUAUACAAGGUGAAUUCGCACCUCUACACGCCAUGAAUGAGCUCAGAGUUCCGUUCAUACGUGAUAACCUGUUGACUGUUCACGGUGAGGGUGAGAUGGGUCGCCCUCUGGCUGGGCUCAGGAUACUGGAUGUGGGCUGUGGUGGUGGUCUGCUUACUGAGCCUUUAGGGAGAAUGGGUGCUGAGGUGUUGGGUGUCGACCCGGUGGAGGUGAGCGUGAGGACAGCGGAGCUGCACUCGUCCCUCGAUCCUGCGCUCAGAGGACGAGUGCGGUAUCGCGCAUGCACCCUGGAAGACCUGACUGAGGAAGAUGAAAACAAGGAAGCAUUCGAUGCGAUCGUGGCCUCGGAAGUAGUUGAACACCUGGCGGAUCUCGACACCUUCGUCCACUGCUGCUACCGCAUGCUGAAGCCAGGAGGGUCUGUGUUCAUCACCACUAUCAGCCGGACUCAGCUGUCAUACAUCCUGGGAAUCGUGAUGGCUGAGCAGGUGCUGCGUAUCGUACCACGAGGGACACAUCAGUGGGACAGGUUUAUCAGUCCAGUGGAGCUGGAAACACUGCUGGAGUCUUCUGGACUGAGUGUUCAGACCGUGACAGGAAUGAUGUAUAACCCUAUUUCCGGAUGUUGGAGUUGGCAGCAGAGCACAGCCGUGAAUUAUGCACUACACGCCAUCAAACAGAAGGAGGAGCCACCACAUCAGACCCCUGCUGAUGAUUAGACUUUUGUCGAUAUUGAGUUUCUCAGUGUAGGGUUUGAAUAGACAACUUGUACAACAUAGUAGAAAUAAAAGAAAUUCACAUGCUUUAGCCUCAAGACAUUCAGUUCGGCGAUCUCGUUUCCAUAUAAACGAUUACAUCGAAUCUAAAAACAUGUCAACGCCAAAUAAAUCUAUAACUACGUAAUUGUAUGAACAAGAAUCUUUUCCACCUUAAGCUACGUCUCAGCUCGUAUCAUACGAUGUCAAAUCAAACGGACGCUAAAGCACGUCGUCGUUAAUAUAUUACAUUUAUGGUAAAGAGAAUUCUGUCUACAUUUCAGUGGUAAAUAAUAAUAUCGUUUGUACUUUAAAUUCAGUUGUAAAUAAAAAGUGUUUUGUGCA
Tachysurus fulvidraco (yellow catfish) is the source of this 1438-nucleotide messenger RNA. RefSeq names its product coenzyme Q3 methyltransferase (gene coq3). Gene Ontology annotation, molecular function: 2-methoxy-6-polyprenyl-1,4-benzoquinol methyltransferase activity. The record is from RefSeq and is a predicted model, not a curated record. The transcript is spliced from 6 exons. NCBI's taxonomy places the organism in Eukaryota, Metazoa, Chordata, Actinopteri, Siluriformes, Bagridae. Gene Ontology annotation, biological process: ubiquinone biosynthetic process. Bases 83 to 1057 code for a protein of 324 amino acids.